Molecule: messenger RNA, 2183 nt
Organism: Helicoverpa zea (corn earworm)
Lineage: Eukaryota; Metazoa; Arthropoda; Insecta; Lepidoptera; Noctuidae
Exons: 5
Coding region: 79-1377 (432 amino acids)
Source: RefSeq, a predicted model, not a curated record
AGUGUCAUUUGUCAAACAGAAACAAUUUUAUUUUGAAAACAUCGUAUUUGUUGAACUGCAAUUUAAGUUUCGCAAAAAAUGAAAUUCGAAUUGUUAGCUGUUAUUUUAAUCAGUGUGUGUAGGACUUGUCAUAGUGAUUUACAAGCUGGACCAGAUCCUUGGCAUUACCAAUCUGUUCAAGUACCAGGAAAAUUAAAUGAAAAUGAAUUACCGCCAGAUCUAAGAACACCUGUAAAGAAGGAAAGACCAACAGAAAGUACUUUGGCUUAUGGAGAGUGGUGGUUUAAAAGAUUACUUGCUAUAAUGCUAAAGAGUGGUCAAUAUAAGAAAAGUGAAGAUGGCAGUGUGGAUGUUUCACUUCAAAUGAGGUUUGAUUCAGAAAGGUGGGGUGUACUGGAUGAUUGUCUGAAGUCAGAGUCUACAUUGUCUGAUGACAAGUUCAGACGUACUGUGGGAUAUGUAGAAGAAGCUAUUUACAGGCCAACUAUUACCGAUCAAAUUGUUAUUGCUUGGAGUGAUUAUAUUCAAAUUUAUUUAGUGGAAUAUAAGAUCUAUAUUACUUUGCUACUUAGUGCCUUAGCUGCAGGUGGAGGGCUCAUUUGGCUGUGGAGGCACAUAUCUCACAAGCAUGUCAUCAUCAUUAUAUUUGUCCUGUUGUACUUUUAUGAAGCAUUUAUAUCUUACAAAGAAGCUGAACAGCAAGAGUUUGAAAAAUUUGUGUCAGCAGUGAACACUUGCAAAUGGUAUUUUUGGACAUCAGACUGCACGGUACCACCACCAGACCCUCUUCUGUUUAUAAAACAUAUGAAUCCUAUGAAAAUCGGCAUUCGAAUGUUUACAUCUUUGAUAUCUGAACCUAUUAUUGCUAUGAACUCUACCAUCAAAAUUAUACUCCAUGGAGUUACUGAUAGCCUAUGGUUUCCCUUCGAUAAAAUCGUAUACGGAUUUUCGAUACUAAUUGUAAAUAUCUCAUUGAUAUAUCUUUUAAUCAUGAUUGUAUUCAAUUUCAUAUUUAAUAUUCCAUUCCACUUAAAUUUCCUUGGUUUGGUGAGUAUUGGAGUUCGACAGAAUAGGAGCUCAAUGUUUUCUGCAAAUACAAAUGAACAACCAACACAAAUAAGGGAUACUGAUAGAAUAAGUGGAGAUCGAUUAGAUCGACUCUUGAAUGUUUGUUCACUAGCUCUUACAAAUGUUACUAGUACUCGAAGUAGAACCAACCUGCGAUUGACGAAUAACGACAACGUUCCAAGAUUGCAAAGAUCAGCCAGCACUGGUAGACUACCAAAUAGUUUUUCAGAAAAUAAUAAUGACCAGCUGGCUAUAAAAAGUAAUUUUAGAAAAAGGCAAAAUGCUGCACGUGGUGAUGGCGAUCAUUAAUGAUAGAAGGAAAAUGAGUACAUAUGAAACAUUUUGUAGAAGUUUGUGUUCUUUUACAGCCAUAACAAUAGAAGCCAUACGAGAUGACAAUUUUUAUUAACGUAAUGCAUGUCUCGUUCAAAGGAAAAAGUAACUAACUUAAAAACUAGAUUCCUUUUUUAUUCAUUCUGUUUUACAACAAGUAUUUUCGCUUACGUCACGUUAAUAAUAAGUAUGUGUAAUUUUGUACCCUCUAAUUAAAAAGGGGACAACCAAAAUAAAAUCGUAGAAACACAACUGCCAGUUAUAACUUCCACUUACAUUUAUUUAAUUGAUAAGUUGUUGGCAUAAAAAAGAUAAGACUCUUUUCAGUCAGAAUUCAUUACACAAUAUGAACAUGGUCUGGAUAAAAAAAAAAAAUGUUGUGUCCUUUUUAAUUACCACGGCAGUACUUAUCUAUUGCUAACAUGAGUUUUAUAAUGACUAAUACACUGUGAUAAUAAAUGUAAUUUUAAGGGUUAUAAUAACGUAAGUUAGCUUGGUGGCUAUUUGCCGCAAGUAUGGCUGGCUAGUCAAAAUAAUAAUCGAAUGGAUUUGUAUGGUGGUUUGGUUCCAAAAUCCGAGCUCAUGUUUUACGAUAUAAUUAUGUAUUGCACAAAUAAAUUAAGUAAUCUGCAAAAAAUCGCAUGUUAAGUAUGUAUGUUUUUUGCAUUUUAUUCCUUUUAUGUUUAAGCUCAUAGCUAUUGUUUAUUUUAAAACAUUUAAGAAAUCGAUUAUUCACGACUGGAUUUUAUACAUUGUGAGUUGAAAUAAAACAAAUAAAUUUG